Molecule: messenger RNA, 1848 nt
Organism: Mycetomoellerius zeteki
Lineage: Eukaryota; Metazoa; Arthropoda; Insecta; Hymenoptera; Formicidae
Gene: tan
Product: C45 family peptidase tan
Exons: 8
Coding region: 163-1344 (393 amino acids)
Source: RefSeq, a predicted model, not a curated record
GACCGCGAGGUGUCAGUCGUCCGUCGAUCGUUACCGGUACAUACAGAUAAGAUAUAUUACUUAUGCGAGAGGUCCCUCAUUUGAUACCGCGUUCUCUAUUCGUAACAUUCUUCAUCCUCGAUCCCUUUCGACGCGAAGCCCGGAAGAAAUCAGGACGUAAACAUGGCAACUACCAAAAUAUGCAACAAGAAGUUCAUCUCCAAAUAUAUAGGCCGCAGAAAUGUUGUUCCCAUAAUCCACGUUCAAGGAACGCACUACGAUAUCGGUUUUGACAUCGGACGCACCUUCGCCAAGAUGAUACAGGAUUUCGUGGACAUUUAUCAACCGCUGAAUAAGAUCUAUCUGCCGCUAUACGCAACCGAGGAAGGCAAGAAAGUUUAUAAUGAAACCCUUGAUGCCGUCAAGAAACAAUUUCCACAGUAUUUGAGGGAGAUCGAGGGAACGGCGGACGGUGCAAAUGUGCCGUUUUACAAACUGUUUCUGAUGCAUCUGGACGACAUUCUUCCGAAUGUUACUGAAAUGCAAGGAAAUACACUUCCAGUCGGUUGUACAACCAUCAUGUGCAACCAGUCAGGACAUGAGAUCUUGGGUCACAAUGAGGAUGCCGUCAGUGAAACUUUGAAUCACUGGUAUCUCGUGAGUGCUCACGUUAUUGAGACGGGCUACAGAGAAGAAAAGUUCACGUCGUUAAGCUACGCCGGUUUUCUGCCGGGUUAUACGAUGGGCUAUAAUCACCAUGGCCUCGUUUACAGCAUCAACACCCUCAGCGCUGCGAUCCUGCGUUCCGGCAAGACUCCACGAUAUUUCCUGACACGAGCAUUGCUGGGUGUGGAGAACUUCGUGCAGGCGCAGCAGACGCUGAGAAACGAGGGAUACGGCGCGGCGGAGGGCUUCUCGGUGAACAUGACGUUCCUCGCGCAGGAGGGAGACCGGAUGUUUCAUAAUGCCGAGGUGGGCCCAGCCGAGGCGGACGCCAAUCGGUCGCAACUCAACAUCCUGACCGUCAGCCCGGGCGAGAAUGCGUCCCAUUGCAACAAAUACCUACGUCUAAAGGUAGAGGAAGAGAAGGGAAGGAUCAUACAGAGCAGUAUCAGAAGAAUGGAGAUGAUUUCAAAACAUCCGCCGGUGGAAUGUCGUGAGGAUGUGAUCAAUGUACUUAGCGAUCAGACGGGCGAAGAUUAUAGGAUCUAUCACGACUUCGGCAAAGAUGAUGAGAUCAAGACGAUUGCCACUGGCAUCUUUGAUUGUAUCGAGCGUACAUGGUCUAUUUACACGGACAUCCCACGAAUCAACGAGCCAAUACUGGUGAUACCCAUGCAACUCCGAAACUUUACGACUCCGUAGUCAAAGAAAUGUCUUUGUUUCGCAAGAAUGGCGAAAAUCGCGUAGCAUUCGCGUUUGCUGUAUUGACGAUUACGUAUGUAAUAUUAACAAUUUUAGCUAUAACAGCAUUUUUAAUUUGUCAAAUAAAACGUAAAAAAUAUUAAUAUUAUCUCUCUGUAGAGAACAUCGAGAUAACCAAAGAGAGGCAUCGUAAAGAUUGAAAAAUUAACGACAUUAAAAGUCUACAAAGUAUUAAUAUGCAAAGAAAAGAUCUGUUAUCUUGUUGAAUAUAAAUGAGAUUUUGUGAUUAUGAAACAUCUCAAUAUUGUUACUAAAAAAAAUUAAUUAUUUUAUAUAAUAAUCCUCAUUAUGUAGCACGAUUAAGAGCGAUUGACUCGUAAUCUCAGUUUCUCGAUCGUAAGUCCUUAUUUCGUUAUAUAUGCCUCAAUUUAUAAAAGAUCAAUUAGAGAAUAAAAAAUUGUGUGUAAAAGAAUGACGUACUUAUAUACAAUUAGCCUCAGAAAU